Molecule: messenger RNA, 386 nt
Organism: Drosophila elegans
Lineage: Eukaryota; Metazoa; Arthropoda; Insecta; Diptera; Drosophilidae
Product: kunitz-type serine protease inhibitor-like
Exons: 2
Coding region: 59-316 (85 amino acids)
Molecular function (GO): serine-type endopeptidase inhibitor activity
Source: RefSeq, a predicted model, not a curated record
GCUCUUCACUUAUUUCGAAGCCGUUGGAGAGUAAAGUUGAAUUCCUGGUGACUGAAAUAUGAACCAAAUAAAGGCAGUUGUCUCCAUAUUUUUAAUCUUGGUCCUAGGUGACCUUGUUACCGGAUCAAAAGAUCCUGUUUGCGGACUGGUGCCAGCUGCCAAUGGUUUUGGAGGAAUGUCUUGCUUAAAAUAUAAGCCAUCGUUCACAUACUUUUCGUCUACUAAUAUGUGUGAGACAUUUAUUUAUGGUGGAUGCGGUGGCAAUGCAAAUAGGUUUAGUACUAAACAAGAGUGUGAGGCCAAGUGCAAGGGGUAAUUUUUUAAAUAUUCUUGCAUCCUUGGAUUGUAAAAGCUUUCAUGUUUAAUAAACCUGAACAUAAUCAAAA